This is a messenger RNA of Salvia hispanica, 3133 nucleotides long. RefSeq lists its product as uncharacterized. The record is from RefSeq and is a predicted model, not a curated record. NCBI's taxonomy places the organism in Eukaryota, Viridiplantae, Streptophyta, Magnoliopsida, Lamiales, Lamiaceae.
UCAUCGCACCUGUUUUGCAAUUUGGGGAUUUUCCGAUUUUCCGAGCUAGUGCAAGGUGGAUCAAGAUUUUAUGUGGAGAUCAGCUCCGAUGUUCGGUCCACGCAUUUCUCGCGUUCUCUUCCUACUCUUGCUUUCUCUUCUGCUAUUAGAGAAUACGUCAAAUGGGGCUCCACUCGGUAAUCAUAACAGCGGUAAAUCACCGUCGUCUGUUUUUUCCUUGUUCAACCUCAAGGAGAAAAGUCGUUUCUGGAGUGAGUCUGUAAUGCGAACUGGUUUUGAUGAUUUGGAAUCAUCUAACCCGAGCAAAUUUGAUCCCUCCAACUUCACCAAGGCAGGAAAUAUUGCAAAUUAUCUCAAGCUUUUGGAAGUUCACUCAAUCUACCUUCCCGUGCCUGUGAACUUUGUUUUCAUUGGAUUUGAAGGCAAUGGGAACCAAGAUUUUAAGCUAAAUCCAGAAGAAUUAGAGCGAUGGUUCACAAAAAUUGAUCAUAUAUUUGAACACACUAGAAUUCCAAAAAUUGGAGAAAUUCUUACACCGUUUUACAAGAUUAACAUUGAUCACGAGCAACGUCACCAUCUUCCACUAGUCAGUCACAUAAAUUACAACUUUUCUGUUCAUGCCAUCCAGAUGGGCGAAAAAGUCACAUCUAUAUUUGAACGUGCAAUCGAUGUCCUUGGGCGCAGGGAUAACGUAUCCAAUACCAGGGACGAUCCUGCAGGUCUUUGGCAAGUUGAUAUUGAUAUGAUCAGUGUUGUCAUCAACAGCCUUGUGGAAUAUUUAGAACUGGAAGGUGCAUAUAACAUCUUUAUUUUGAACCCAAAUCAUGAUGCAAAAAGACCUAAAUAUGGCUAUCGGAGAGGCUUGUCUGAGUCUGAAAUAAACUUUCUUAAGGAGAAUAAGACCUUGCAGACAAAGAUUCUUCAGUCUGGAAAAAAUCCAGAGAGUGUUCUUGCGCUUGAGAAAAUCAAAAGACCUUUGUAUGAAAAGCAUCCAAUGGCAAAGUUUUCCUGGACUGUAAUGGAAGAGACUGAUACGAUAGACUGGUAUAACAGAUGCCUUGACACAUUGAACAAUGCUGAGAUGCUACAUCAAGGGAAAGACACAGCUCAUGUGAUACAGAGCAAAGUUAUGCAGUUUUUGGAAGGGAAAAAUGAAAAUCUGAAGCUUGUUACUAAGAAAGAUUUAGAGUCUGGAAACUUAGAUGGUUUUCAUGCUGAAUGUCUCACAGAUACGUGGAUAGGAAAUCAAAGGUGGGCGUUCAUCGACUUGUCUGCUGGACCUUUUUCUUGGGGACCUUCGGUUGGUGGAGAAGGAGUGCGUACAGAACAAAGCCUGCCAAAUGUGGAGAAAACAAUUGGUGCAGUUGCAGAGAUAUCAGAAGAUGAAGCUGAAGAUCGCUUGCAAGAGGCAAUUCAGGAGAAGUUUGCGGUGUUUGGUGAAAAAGAUCAUCAUGCCGUUGAUAUCCUUCUAGCUGAGAUAGACAUAUACGAGCUCUUUGCUUUCAAACAUUGCAAGGGAAGAAAGAUCAAACUUUCACUUUGUGAAGAGCUUGACGAACGCAUGGAUGAUUUGAAAAAUGAGCUCCAGUCUUUUGAGGGUGAGGAAUAUGAUGAAAGUCAUAGAAAAAAAGCCAUAGACGCAUUGAAACGCAUGGAGAGCUGGAAUUUGUUCAGUGAUACUAAUGAGGAAUUCCAGAACUACACUGUUGCACGUGACACUUUCCUUUCACAUCUAGGGGCAACACUCUGGGGUUCGUUGAGGCACAUUAUUUCUCCCUCCCUUGCAGAGGGUGCAUUCCACUAUUAUGAAAAAAUCUCUUUUCAAUUGUUUUUUGUCACACAAGAGAAAGUAAGACAUGUUAAGCAGUUACCUGUUGAUCUGGAAAGUCUAAAACAUAGGCUUUCCUCUCUAGUGUUACCUUCUCAGCAAGUUCACUUCAGCGAACACAUGUUACCACUUUCUGAAGAUCCUGCUUUGGCAAUGGCAUUUUCAGUGGCUAGGAGAGCAGCUGCUGUUCCUCUGUUACUUGUGAAUGGAACUUUCAGAAAGACAGUUCGUUCAUAUCUUGAUUCUUCUAUUCUUCAGCAUCAGUUACAGAGGCUACAUGGUCAUGCUUCCUUGAAAGGUUCGCAUGCACAAAGCAGGUCUACACUGGAAAUCCCCAUCUUUUGGUUCAUUCACAAUGAGGGUUUGUUAGUCGACAAGCAUUAUCAGGCCAGAGCACUCUCUGACAUGGUAAUUGUUGUCCAAUCGGAGCCAUCAUCCUGGGAAAGCCAUCUGCAGUGCAAUGGACAGUCACUUUUGUGGGACUUGAGGAAGCCUACAAAAGCUGCUCUGGCUGCUGUCUCUGAACAUCUGGCUGGGGUGCUUCCACUUCAUCUAGUUUACAGUCAAGCCCAUGAAGCUGCAAUUGAGGACUGGACAUGGUCAGUGGGUUGUAACCCAUUUUCUGUUACCUCCGGAGAUGGGCAUAUUUCCCAGUUCCAGUCUGAUACCAUUGCUAGGAGCUAUAUACUCACAACUCUUGAGGAGUCAAUACAACUUGUGAAUUCAGCAAUCAAUCUUCUUUUGAUGGAGCGUACAUCAGAACACACUUUCAAGCUCUUCCUUUCCCAGGAGCGUGAGUUGCUGAACAAGUAUAAUUAUGUCAUCAGUCUGUGGAGAAGAAUUUCGACUGUAACUGGGGAACUACGUUAUGCGGAUGCCCUGAGACUGCUUCACACUCUAGAGGAUGCAACAAAAGGAUUUGCUGAUUACACAAAUGCGACUGUUGCAAGUCUCCAUCCAAUUCACUGCACCAGGCAGAGGAAAGUGGAAGUCGAGUUUGACAUGACUACAAUUCCUGCCUUUGGGGUUGUUGGCCUUGUACUGUGGUUUGUAUUAAAGCCGAGGAGACCAAAGCCGAAGAUCAACUGAGACGGAAUCGUUCUGCAACGAUACAUAGGGUUGAUUUCCAUUUGAGGAUGUCUUGUUAUAGAUGCUGAGAAACCAAGGGUAGGCGUAGACAAUUGUCAAAAGAACGAGCUUUAGUAUCUCAAAUUUUAAAUAUUGUACAAGCAUUUUUUCUAAACAAUAUUUUGAAGAGCUGUAAACCAUUGGAGGCGUUUAGUCGACUAUAGUGUUUGUGUUGAA